AGUAUUUGAUGGAUCUAGCCAAACUGUGGCAAAGGGAAGUGUCCCUUCAUUAACAGGAAUGUGCCACUGUUUAUGCACUGGAAAGGGGAGUGCCAUGAGAUCUACUGAAGAGACUAUUUCUGUGGUUGCAUAUCUACAUGUGUUUGCACCCCUGCUGGGACUGAAUUAGGUGGUACAGGCAUCUUGGACCAUCAGGUAUUGGAUAGCGACAUUUUUUUUUUUUUUUCAUUCAAGGUGUACCUGGCACGCGAACUGAAAGACACUGCAGAUCUUUUUCAGAGACACAAACAGAGUGAGACAAUCUCCAGCCUUUCCCUUCUGUAUCUCCCUGCUAUACCAUGGGAUGUCGGCAAAGCUCUGAGGAGAAAGAGGCAGCGCGGCGGUCCCGUAGGAUUGACCGCCACCUGCGCUCUGAAAGUCAGCGACAACGAAGAGAGAUUAAGCUCCUUCUCCUUGGUACCAGCAAUUCUGGGAAGAGUACUAUUGUAAAGCAGAUGAAAAUCAUCCAUAGUGGUGGCUUUAACCUGGAGGCCUGUAAGGAAUACAAACCUCUGAUUAUCUAUAAUGCAAUUGAUUCUCUCACACGUAUCAUUCGGGCUCUAGCCACCCUUAAGAUAGAAUUUCACAAUCCUGACAGAGCGUAUGAUGCUGUGCAGCUUUUUGCCCUGACAGGCCCAGCUGAGAGCAAGGGUGAGAUUACCCCUGAGCUUCUGGGAGUCAUGAAACGGCUCUGGGCAGACCCUGGUGUGCAGGAGUGCUUUUGCCGCUCCAAUGAGUACCACCUAGAGGAUAAUGCUGCAUACUACUUAAAUGACCUAGAAAGGAUUGCAGCACUGGACUACAUCCCUACAGUGGAAGAUAUUCUGCGUUCUCGGGACAUGACCACAGGGAUUGUAGAAAAUAAGUUCACCUUCAAAGAGCUGACUUUCAAAAUGGUGGAUGUGGGUGGACAGAGAUCUGAACGCAAAAAAUGGAUCCACUGUUUCGAGGGGGUUACAGCAAUAAUUUUCUGUGUGGAGCUGAGUGGGUAUGACUUGAAGCUGUACGAAGAUAACCAAACAAGUCGAAUGGCAGAAAGUUUGCGUCUCUUUGAUUCUAUCUGCAACAACAAUUGGUUUAUCAACACCUCCCUCAUCCUUUUUUUGAAUAAGAAAGAUCUGCUGGCAGAAAAAAUCCGACGCAUCCCCUUAACAGUCUGCUUUGCUGAAUACAAAGGCCAAAACACUUAUGAGGAGGCAGCAGUCUACAUACAACGCCAGUUUGAGGACUUGAAUCGCAACAAGGAGACCAAGGAGAUCUACUCACACUUCACCUGCGCCACUGAUACUAGUAACAUACAAUUUGUCUUUGAUGCAGUGACAGAUGUCAUCAUUCAGAACAAUCUCAAAUAUAUUGGCCUCUGCUAAGAAUCCUUGGGCUUAAUCUGUUUUCCUGAAGGGAUAAAAAAGGGGCUAACCACUUCCACUUCUAGUGGAAAAAAAUGGGGCAAUGCUUAGUAGCCCAAGGAGAGAAAAGGGGAAAUCUGAUGUAUGUACACAGUUCCUCUUAUGCCCCCUUAACCCGCUACAUCAUUUUUCAAAAAUACAUGUUCUGGAGAGUGAAGGCCUCCUCUCCCAAAAAACCCACACAACACCCCACCCCCAACCCCAGUAAAAAAAACCCAACGAACAACUCAAAAACCCCAAACGAAAACAAAAAGAGAUUGAGGCCUAACUCUGUGGAGAUGUUUUCACCACAGUCACUGCACUUUUAUUCUAUUUGUUUCAUUCCAUUUCCUACAGUGGGAGUGUUAUCAUGUUCUAUGUAAGAAAUAAUUCUUCAUCCAGUUGUCCUAAAAUUUUACUGACGUGAAGAUAUAAAGCUGGUGACUGAUAGAUUAAGUCAUUUGCAGGGUGUGGAGAGAAAAGCUAGUUCAAACCAGAAGCUACAGAACAGGAGAGUUUAAGCAAAAUACUACUUAAAUUUGUAAAGAAUGGGCAUGCACCCACAAUAUUGGUACACGCAGCCAAACAGUAUAUACACAUACAUCAUGUAUGCACAUGCACAUGACUCACAGCAUAUACUAUGUACACACUUCUGCUUUACUUUACUGUUUAUCAUGGACACCUUGCCUGUUAAAGGAAUUGUUGGUGCGUAACUGUUCUGUGAUUUCCAAACUGACUAGCAGCUCUUUUGGCUCUUUAAGGCUUCAAAUAUGCAGCAAAACUACAUGAAAUGAAUCUAUGAAUAGGCCAAAUCAAGGUCAGUGUUUCUUCUACUGGUAAGGAGUUUUAUACAUCAAAACAGUCUUCUUUUACAUCUUUUUUUGCCAAAUCUUGUGGUGUUUCAUAAAAACCAAACUAUAUUUAAGUAGGUUAGUGUUCCUUUUUUAAUACAGAUAGAAAAAAUAAAUCACAAAGCAAUUUUUUAAAUUAUUGUUGUAGUGUCUGGAUUGCUGAAUGUGAAAGUUGCCAACGGACAAUUCUGUUCCACUGCUCCAAAUACAUUCUGGGAAUUGUAAUAUUGUAACAGAUUUCCCAAGAAGCAGGAGCCAUGGAGAUUGUGUAGUAUAUAGCCUCCAAAGUCUUUUUUUGUUGUUUUUUUUAAUUAUUUUAAAAAUGUGAUGUAUUAUUAGAAGGUUAAAGAUGAGCGAUAUGAACAAUAACUAAAUGUCUUGAUAUUUCAAUUUAAUAAUUUAAAUUAUUUACAGUUUAGUGAAGUUAAGGAAACUGAAGAGAUGCAUUCCUCAGCUCCAGGUUUCAUCUCAUAAAGAAACACUACUGGAUGGAGUAACAUUCCGGCAAAAGUUUGAAUGCAUAAGAAGCUCUGUGGGACUAUACUGGAAAAUCUCAAAUGGAUCAUAUAGACCUAAGCCUUUGGUCAGUUGAUUCUUUCCCCUGCCAUAGAAAAGACUUCUGAAAGACUUCAGUGUAAAGUUGGUGUGUAAAUAUAUGUUUGAUAAUUGUAAAGCACAUAUGUACACAGAAACACAGACACACAUGCACACUGGAAGAUAACCUUCUACUUUUGUUCCCCCUAUGUACUAUGAUUAGUGCAAGAAAUCUCAGCCAAGGGCUCUAAGAAAUUUAAAACAAAAUGGUUAAUAACAUCAACAUUUAAAUUGUCCACUUAAAAAAAAUAAAUAAUACAAAUGAUA
Haliaeetus leucocephalus (bald eagle) is the source of this 3136-nucleotide messenger RNA. RefSeq names its product guanine nucleotide binding protein (G protein), alpha z polypeptide (gene GNAZ). NCBI's taxonomy places the organism in Eukaryota, Metazoa, Chordata, Aves, Accipitriformes, Accipitridae. Gene Ontology annotation, molecular function: GTPase activity; GTP binding; G protein-coupled receptor binding. Gene Ontology annotation, biological process: adenylate cyclase-modulating G protein-coupled receptor signaling pathway. Gene Ontology annotation, cellular component: heterotrimeric G-protein complex. The record is from RefSeq and is a predicted model, not a curated record. Bases 339 to 1406 code for a protein of 355 amino acids. The transcript has 2 exons.